Molecule: messenger RNA, 1053 nt
Organism: Pediculus humanus corporis (human body louse)
Lineage: Eukaryota; Metazoa; Arthropoda; Insecta; Psocodea; Pediculidae
Product: Ras suppressor protein, putative
Exons: 4
Coding region: 1-1053 (350 amino acids)
Molecular function (GO): protein binding
Source: RefSeq, a predicted model, not a curated record
AUGGAAUAUUAUUCGGCGAACGAGUACGAUUGUUCAAGCGAAGACGAAGAUGUGUCAACGUUAGAUCUAUCAUAUUCCGGAUUCGAUUCCGAACAGAUGAGGAAAAAACUCGACGAGUUGAGGGAAAGCGGAAAUGACGUCACGACCGUUCUCCUCUACCAGAAUUCGAUGGACGCCGUUCCCGGAGUCAUAGGUCGUUUCGGACGACUCAAAUAUUUGGACAUAAGUUCGAACGGACUCUCGCGACUUCCGCCGGAAAUCGGUUUGUGCCCUCUCACGACUCUCAUUGCGAAAAACAAUCGGCUCUCGGACAAAAGUCUUCCGCCGGUUUUCACGGAUUUGACGGAUUUGAAAGAAUUGAAUUUGAGCGGAAACGAUUUCGCGAAUUUCCCACCGGAAAUAUUGAAUUUGAAAAGCAUACGGUAUUUGUACAUGGGCGGAAACAAUUUAUCAAAGAUACCGAAGGAAAUAAGCAAAUUGCAAAGUUUGCAAGUUUUAUCGUUGGGCGGAAACAAAUUGACGGACGUUCCCUCAACACUUGGACAAUUGAAAAAAUUAACGGCUCUCAUAUUGAGCGACAAUCAGCUGGAAUCGCUCCCGAGGGAAAUUGCCAAAUUGACGGAAUUGAAAUCUUUGCUUUUGCACAAGAACAAAUUGAAAACGUUACCGACGGAAAUUGUUUCGUUGAAAUGCAUGACGGAGUUGAGUCUGAGGGAUAAUCCUCUCGUCGUUCGUUUCGUUUCCGACAUGACGUACGCGGUUCCAUCUUUGUUAGAAUUGGCGGCGAGAUCGAUAAAACUUCACUCGGUUAAAUUCAGUCCGAAGGAUUUGCCCAAACGUUUGUUGGAAUAUUUGAACAACGCUCGACAUUGCAUUAAUCCGAAAUGCAAGGGCGUGUUCUUCGAUAGCAGAGUCGAACAUGUUAAAUUCGUUGAUUUUUGCGGUAAAUAUAGAGUUCCUCUCCUUCAGUAUCUUUGCAGUUCGAGUUGCAUCGACGAUAAGAAUGAAAUCGAAGUCGAUUCUGAUCUCAUCAGGAAAGUUUUGCUGGGUUGA